GUGUCUGAACUGCUCCCUAACUUGGCGUCGGUUGAAUGAAAUUUGGACUUUGUUGCUAUCCGUACAAGGCUGUCAGCCUUCUCCCACAUACAUUACAUAAACCUGCACAGAGGUAGUUUGUCCUCAUUUUACACUCCACAAUGGCUUUUCAGUGUCAACGAGACUGCUAUAUGAAAGAGGUAUGAAGCUGUUUUCGGACGGUUUGUCAGCUAUGGACAUUAUAAUGUGCAUGUACCGAAAAAACGGUAAAUGUUAGGCUGGUGAUAGUUGCCUGCAGAAGUGGUUAGCAUGGUUGCUAACAGAAUCGAUAGUAACUUGUGCUGUCGAUGGGAGCACGAGCUUGUUACCAACCGUUACUUAUACUUUAUUUUAAUAUUAAUGGUAACACCAUAGUGACACAAAUAAACUAUAGAGUUGAGCAAUUGUUAUUACUAGUCCCAUUGUAUAUUUUCAACUAAAGCCCUUUAAGAAACUGAAGGAAUUAAAUAUUGAAAUGCGCAGUGUAAACGAUCAGUACCAUAAAUUAUACUUAACUUUGUAUUCAAGACAUACAUAGUUGCUAUUGCAAGUCUUCGUUUUAGCGAACUGAGAACUUAAUUAAGUUUAUGUUGUCUUUCCUAUACGGUUUAACUUCAUUAAUGUUUUAAAAUCGUGUUUUCUUUUAGUUUAUUACCUCUGUGGUAUCCUGCUGCCCAGCUGACCUCAAACAAGAAGUCAACGGAAAGAAAGAAACUGUAAAGGGCUUCAAUGUCAAACUUAAGGACACCAUCCUUUUUCCUGAGGGAGGGGGCCAGGUAAGCAUUUUUAAAUAAUAAUAAUAAUGAUAAUAACUUUAUUUUUAUAGCACUUUUAAAAACAGAGGUUUACAAAGUGCAUUGACAAACAGUCGUAAAGCAUCAGCACAUGGAAAAAACAAAAAAACAAAAGCUUGGUUUAAAACAAGGCCUCCGAAUUGAUGGCCAGUUUCAUUUGUCAUAAGAAACCCAGACAAUACAAGAACCCUACAACAUAAAAUGAGACCAUGAGGACCAAAAUAAAAACAUAAAAUAGGUAAGAAACAUAAAAUAGGUGAAAGAAACAGGACUUGACAUAUUCAUAAAUGAAUAUUGCUGUGUUUUUAUACCUCAUCUGCUAUUUAGAAAGGCCCAUUCACACUUGUUUUUGUCUUGUGAGAAUCAUCUGUACCAGAAAAAAAGCUGUACCUUUUAUUUUACUGUCAUCUGUCUUUCAGCCAGAUGAUCAUGGUCUCAUUGGGGAAGUCCCUGUUCUGAGGGUGACUAGGCAGGGACCUGAAGCUGUGCACUUUGUAAGCUCACCUCUGGAGGUGGGUCAGGAAGUGCCAGUGAAGGUGGACUGGGAAAGGAGGUUUGACCACAUGCAGCAACACUCAGGUGAGUAAAUACCAAAGGGGAAAUGUCAAUUCUGUUUAACCAGAAUCAAUGCUUUGGUAUUUCAUCACUUACUACAUCAAAGUUUAAAUACUUUUUCUUUGAAUCUUAGGUCAACAUUUGAUCACAGCGCUAGCAGAUUCACUUUUUGGAUACAAGACUACAUCCUGGUACAUCAACACGCAAUCACACAGAUUAAUUUUCCAGAUAAUGAUAGCUCGCUGAUAUUUUCUACAUGAGUUUACAGUUUUACUUUACUCUGAAUUGCAGGGAUCUGGGGCGCCAGAGAAGCACUAUUGAACUGGACACUCCUUGUGUGAAACCCGCCCAGCUUCAAACCCUGGAGGAUGCUGUCAAUGAAAAGAUCCAAGCCCAUGUCCCUGUCACUGUUCAGCUUCUCUCUAUAGAUGACCCUGCUGUGGAAAAGGUAAAAGUGAUCCAUGACUCAAAGUUGAGGUUUAAGGCAAAUGUGCAGCACAUAAGAAUCUGACUUGGGGUGAUUCUGCAAACACUUUCGAGUUACAUGAGGUGUGUGUGCGUGUGUGUGAACCAGGUGCGGAGUCGAGGGUUACCAGACGAUCAUGCUGGGCCCAUCCGGAUCAUUGAUAUUGAGGGAGUUGAUGCCAACAUGUGCUGUGGAACUCAUGUGUCUAACCUCAGCCACCUGCAGGUUUAUCUACAUAUAACUUACAUCUUUUAUGUCACAUUUGAGUUACAUCUCAUUGUUCUAAUAUACUCAAAAUAUGCUUGGAUUUCCCUUAUUUAAAUUUUAGAUGAUAAAGCUUCUGGGAACUGAAAAAGGGAAAAAAAACAAAACCAACCUGAUCUUCUUGGCUGGUAACAGAGUGUUGAAGUAUGCUGAGAAAAGCUACAGCACAGAGCGGUCCCUGGUGUCACUGCUGAAGUAAGUUGUAAGCUUUAAUGAUCAUCACCCUGAGCUAAACUCAUCAUAGAGUUUGAUAUGAAUGAAAAUCUGUAAUUUCUCAACAGAACUGGACCUGAUGAGCAUGUUGAAGCAGUUGACAAGCUACAGAAGUCAGUGAAGCUACUACAGAAAGUAAGAGAAAGACAAGUUUUACAUAUUUGCUUUUUUAAAUCACUUCCUAAGACGGGUAAAUUAUUAGUAUAGUAUGUGUUUGACAUAACAGAAGACUGAACAGAUAUUCUCUCUAACCUUCAAUGAAAAUGUUGUGUGCAGACAAACCUGAGCCUGCUGCGAGACAUGGCUGUUCUUAUCGCUCAGAACUUUAAGAACAAUCCCCAGAGAGGCAACUUCUUCAGCUAUCACAAGUAGGAGACUCCGUUUCAAGAUUGAGAGCCAGUCUGUAGUACAAUUCUGAACAUGUCAACUGAAAUUCAGAGAUGUAGGAGCUUUGUAAAAGUAGGAUUUCUGAUUAGCAGAGAUGGUCAUAAUGUUGUGACUAUAUUUUGUUGACUAUUGUCUUUUUCUGUCUAUAGAAAAGAGGGGGACAAUGAGUUCAUGAAUAUCAUUGCUAACGAGAUAAACACUGAGGUAAGAAUAAAAAACACUGUCAUUGCCUUUAUUUGAACCUAAAAAUGGUUGUUGAGUAUUUAUAUGUAAUGUAUGAGCAGUUGCUUAUUUGUGCCAAAUCUUCUUUGUUUCGCUUUUAGGAGACGUUGGUCUUCUUAACUGUUGGUGAGGAGAAAGGACCUGGUCUGUUUUUACUGGCUGGACCUAGCGGAUCAGUGUCAGACAUGGGACCACGGUAAGAAACAUCGACACGCACUUAUUCAGGUUCAACUUCAAAAGCUCUGUUGCAUGUUGUUAUUGUUGGAUUCUUUGUGCUGUGCAGGGUGCUGGAGAUGCUCCAAGGGAAGGGGGCAGGAAAAAACGGACGUUUCCAGGGCAAAGCUAACAGCUUGGCACAGAGAGGAGAAGUGGAGGAUUUCCUGCAGCAGCACUGCAAACAUCACAUCUCAGAGAAGGAAUAAACCAGCUGUGAUUGAGCACACUUAUUUAAGAUGGGGAACACAAUAGUCACUUGUUCAUAUUUUGUAUGUAACAAUAUGUACAAAAACAAAAAUAGGAUAAUUUAUGUGAAACUGUAAAUAACUGAGACCUCUUAUAAACAUGCUGUACAUAUCUGAUUUUGGGAUACCCUGUACUGUUUUUAAACAUCUAAAACCUCAUCUGCUGAAGCUUA
This is a messenger RNA of Xyrichtys novacula (pearly razorfish), 3553 nucleotides long. Lineage: Eukaryota; Metazoa; Chordata; Actinopteri; Labriformes; Labridae. The record is from the annotation of a GenBank genome assembly.